Messenger RNA from Rhinolophus ferrumequinum (greater horseshoe bat), 4650 nucleotides. It is a transcript of the gene C6H15orf62, whose product is annotated as chromosome 6 C15orf62 homolog. The record is from RefSeq and is a predicted model, not a curated record. The transcript has a single exon. NCBI's taxonomy places the organism in Eukaryota, Metazoa, Chordata, Mammalia, Chiroptera, Rhinolophidae. Bases 2411 to 2935 code for a protein of 174 amino acids.
AGAGGUGGGGAAAGGAGGGGUCAGGGCAGCAGGGCACAGCCCCACACACUCCAAACUGGAGGACAGGGCCUAGGCAGAGCUAGAGUCAAGAGUCAAGGACCCUGGAACAGCCCACAAUCCCAACUCACCCAUGUUUCUUUGGAGCAAGUAGGCCUUUGGCCCCCAAGCCAGCUUCUCAACCCACCUCAACCAGGAAUCACCCCCACCUCCCCGGUCGCAGGCCCUUCAUAUCUAGUCAGCUUGGGUUCAUCUUUCCCAGGUGAAUCACUUCCUCAUUUCCUUUCAGCCCUUUAUUUGACACUCCUUUCCUCCACCCCACAGCCUCUGUUUUUCACAAGUUUCCAGUGAACGGAAGUCGUCAGAGGUGUAGAAAUCCACUCCUCUCUGCCAGGCAGAGGCAAGAGCAUUGCCCCCCUCCCAGCUGUCCAUCUUCCCUGUGGUCUGGCUCCUGCCCAGGACGCAGGAGAAGGAAGCCCUGCCCUAGACACAGCCUCAAUGAACCCCACCCUAGAAGGAGAGAGAAACAAGCAUGAGGCCCACUUGCCUCCUAAAAAUACACACUAAGGCUCCUGGAGGGCAGGGCCUGGCUUUUUCUUUUAUGAUCCUGCCAGCACAGUGCGGGAGAUUAAAGAGGACUAUAUUUUAACAAAAGAAUAAUAAACAACCACCUCAAUGGGCCAAGGCUGUGGGGUGAAAAGGCAGCUCUACAGUGCCACGAGCCAAGCUGCCAACCCCACGCCCUGAUAAGGUCUGCAGUGGGAAUUAAAUCACUUCCUCCCUCAGCACAGCUUAAGCUCUGUGAAGUGGGAAGCCCACUUGGGUUGGCACAGAAGCCAGGCCAGGGGGCUACACAGCAGACAAAGCUGCGGAACCCUGUUCUGCAGGACACCAAGCUGGUCCACUCCCAUGGGAGAAGUCAGGAGGAAAGUUCAGUGUCCAGUGACCUGGGGAAUAAGAAGGGAAUGGUAGGGUGCAGAUACCAGGCCCCGGCCAGCUGGUGUGGAGUAAGGGGUGUGCAGAACCAGGAAGUUUUAUUUACCCCAGACCCCCUUGCUCCUCCCAACAGCACCCUUUUCUCUCCUCUCCCAUGGCCACCCGAGGACUGUUACCAUCCCAGCCAGGCUCACCUACCCAGGCCUGGCCCAGUGCACUGCUGACAAAUCAGGGCAGCCCCGUGUGGCCCAGGACCCUCCACAGAAGGGACCUCAAGUGAGGCCCAGGCAGCCCAUGGGGAAGGAUGGGAGCACGGGGUAGGAGGCGGCAGGACCCAGGCCCUCAGCUGCUCUCGCCUGUCCUGAGGCCACGUGGUAGGUCGAGGAAGGAUGAGGAAACGGAGCAGCCAGACUGGCUGUCAGGCCAGGAGGAGGGCAAUUCUCCCCUCCCUAAGGUAAUACUGCUCUGCUAUGAAAACUCAGAGUCACCCUGGCAUGCCCCGAGCCCAGCCCUGGGAGGAGCCAGCCCUUUCCAGACAUGGGGCUGCUCCCUGUUACCACACCCUCUACCUCCUUCCCCUCAUACCUGUGGGCUCUGCUAAUGAGGGUCUGUCACCGGGCCCCAGGGCUGAGUCACCCACAAAAGCAACAGGUCUCUUCCUCUUCCAACAAUUGUUUCAAUAACUGCCACCCUCUGAGCCCCUCCUUCCCACACACACACUGGGGUCUGGGGGGCCAGACCCACCUGCUAGGGCCCAGGGUGGCGAGGCAGAGGGAGGAGGCAGCGUGGUGACACACAAAGCAGGGCUGUCCCCAGACGAGUCCCCAGAGGAAUCUUCAGCUCCCCAGUGCCCUGGGGUGUUGGCCACAUCUGCCCCAGUCCUUGCAUGCGGAUGCUGCAAUUACCUCAGAGUGUGCAACCCGGCUUCCCACCUGACUGAGUCAGCUGAGAACAACACACCUCCACGCCACACACCAGCACAACCAGCUGGGCACUAAUCAGUCAGAGAGCCUCGGCAGUGAGGCACAGGGGCCAGGGAGCGAGGGAGAGCUGUGGGCCGUGAGGAGUGGGGCUGGGGAAGGAGGACGGCCAGCCCUGCCAGCCCUGCCCGACUGAGAAGAUCCAUCUCUGACCUCCCCAGAGCCGCCCUUACUUCAGAUCCAGUAAGUGCUGCUUCUUCCUCUUGGGGUUUUUUCCACUGCCCUAUCAAGUAACCAGGCCACUCUUGUCCCUCUGGGAAACACUGUCGCCAGGAACUAGCAGUGCUCUGCUCUCCUUUUCCCGGGACUUCGUAUCACCACUGAAGAUGCUGGCCCAAGCUCUGUGCUGAGCAGAAAGCCAGAGGCCUCUGCUGAAACCCACGUGGGCUGUCUCUGAUUUUUGUCAUCCGCUGCUCCAGCAGGAACCAAAUGGUCCCUAGCCACUCCUGAAGUGGCCUUCUAAGGUACCAGGCUGGUCUGCUGGCUCCCUGGGUCCCAUGGAGACCUGGCGGAAAGGCUCCUUCCGCAAUGCCUCCUUCUUCAAGCGGCUGAGCCUGGGGCGGCCGAGGCGACUCCGGCGACAGGGCAGCGUGUUGAGCCAGGCCAGCACAGCUGGCGGGGACCAUGAGGAGUAUAGCAACCGAGAGGUCGUCCGGGAGCUUCAGGGGAGGCCAGAUGGCCGGCGCCUGCCACUAUGGGGGGACGAGCAGCCCCGGGCCACCCUCCUGGCCCCACCCAAGCCCCCGCGCCUCUACCGCCUCUACAGAGAGAGCUCAAGCUGCCCCAAUAUCCUGGAGCCCGCACCUGCCUACUCGGCUACCCUGCCCUCGGCAAUCUCCCUGGGAGACGCCCUCCAUGAAUACUCUGAGGAGGAACUUUUGGACACCUCCACCUUCCAAAGGACACCGGCUCCGGACCUCAGUGAUCCCUUCUUCUCCUUCAAAGUGGACCUGGGGAUUUCACUUCUUGAGGAAGUUCUACAGAUGCUGAGGGAGCAAUUUCCCAGUGAGCCCAGCUUCUGAAUGGGGUGAGGGAGGGCAGAGGUGGGGUGAAUAGAAGAGCCGGAAGCCUGGGGACCCCAGGGAAAGAGGGUAUAGUUGUGGAAUAAGAAAAAGGUGGGGAUAGGAAUCCGGGGCCCUGCCGGCCCUAUGGGUCUUCAAUAGUCCUCCAGGUCACCCCCGAGUGGAUGGACAGAGGCACAGAGUCGAGCUGGAAAUGUUGCUGACGAGAGCUCUGAAAGCAGCUGGCUAGGCUGGGACCAGGCAGAGGCCAGCUGAGGGGGAGGGCAGCGCCCUCUGUGUGUGGAGAACACACAGACUGGACAGAUCAGAUGGGUGCCCGCCUCCCGUCCUCUCUGAAGCCACUACCGACAGAGGGAGGUUACAGGACAGGUCUAGGCAAAAGCAGUCCAACUCCAGCGGAAGAGGAAGGUGGGGAAACCUGAGGGGAGAGGGGAGACGGGCCUGACCGGUCCAACGUGGCAGCUACUAGCUACAUGUGGCUGCUUACACUGACAUAACUGAAACGAAGCAAAAUUAAAAAUUUAGUUCCUCAGCUGCACUAGCCGCAUAUCAAAUGCUCAACAGCCACAACUGACUAACGGCUACCACAGUGGACAGGACAGGGCGGACAUUAACAUCACUGGAGAAAGUUCUGUUGGAGAGCGCUGGCUAGACCACGGCCGGAGCCAGCAGUGGCAUGGUGGGAAGGGGGACGCACAGGAGCCUGCGGCGGACGGGAGAGGCUGGCAGAGUUGGGAUAGUGAGGCACACAGAGAUCCAGAGUAUAGCUGAGGAACAAGGCCACACAAAUCAUGAACAGGAACGGGGGCAUGAGACACGCUGCCAACACAGCUGCCUGGAGCGCUGCCUGAGGACGGUGGCUCCGGGGAAUGCCAACUGAAGGCCCAGGCACAGCUCGCAAAGGCUGCUUUGGGGAGUUCCCAGAAUUAUUAGUGAUGGGAGCCCUUGGGAAAUGCAGCAAAAACAGUGGCAGAUUUCUCUCCUUGCUGCUGCCACGCGACAUAGGAGGGCUGACGAGGGGAUGGACAACACACGCGUGGCUGUUGCCGUGACGUGGUCUCCAGAACCCUCCACCAUGACUGGGGAGCCCUACUGUGCCUGAACCCUCUGCCGAUGGAAGCCUGCACCCAGGGCUGAGCUCAAUGGGUCAAGGCCCCACACGGUGGCCUGGCCAGAAGACCUGAAACCUAGCCGAGGUCAGCCUGUGCUCCAGGCCUUUCCAAGUGUGGAGAGGGGACAGGGAUACUUCCAUGCUCACUGCUUCCACAACUCAAAUCCGUGCCUCCAUCUUCUCUCCUCCUGUGAGGAUGUGCCCAGAAGAAAGGCUCCCCUCUAAAUGCAGGAAAUAAUGAAUAAAGUUCUGUAUAACACAGCCUGUGGUGUAUCACCUGGGGCUGAAAUACUGGGACUUCCCAGUGGGGGAAUGAGCUCUCUAGAACGGUCUCAAGUUGGGCCCAGACCAGUUCCUUUCCCUCCUCCGUCCAGGGUCUGGGACACACUCCUGGGGAGCUUCCUGUUCUCAUGGCCAGGCGACGGACAUGUAGGAGAGAAAGGGGGACACAACGGGGGCAAUGAGAGCAAAGGCCUUGCUGCCUCACCAGGCACUCUGUCCAUAGUACCUGAGGCUCCCACGCAGACCCCAGGCUGUUUCAGAGAAGGGAGAGCUCUUGGCCCCAAAGCUCUGUCCCACCAAAGUGGAGAGGGGGGUACCAGGG